AUGUGCAAGGAGUUCGUAGCGUCGGCGGAGUGCACUGGCCUCAUUGCUUCCCUGUAUAUCGUGGACUACAUGCGGAAGCAAGACAACGUGGCGGCGAAGUCAACAUUUUACGACGUGCUAAUAGAGCUAGAGCAUGCUAUUCGGAGAGACAUGUUUAUCGUUGAGCAGAUCAAGUACACAACGAAGGAGUCGAAGGAGGGUAAGAGGAGCCUGGAGUCGACUCGCGCAGAGGUCUUCCGCAUUCACUGCGCGGCAAAGGUGUUUGCGUUCCAGCUGCUUGGAGACACAGUUGCCGAUGAUGAAAAGGUUGUGUCGUAUGCUUCGAAGAAACAGGAUUCUAUUGAUGAGGCUCUUAACGCGUGGGAGAAGGCGAGCAUCAAGAUCAAGGAGCCGAUGGCGGACAUUGAGCACUGCUGGGUCGCAAAGCACGAGAAGCAGCAGUGCGGUUCGUUGUACGAGACGGCCGCCGUGUUUGAUGAGCAGCCCAACAAAGCGUUUGCGUUACUUCUCCCAUCGGUAACAGCGAAGCUACCGAUGCUGCCUAUGCAGGAGGGUGAACUGCAGUACCUGCUACCCGGGAAGUCUGCAAUGCUUCUUCUCGACAGCGCUCCACCAAGCGAAGAAUGGAUGAUCUCCAAAAGAUUGCUUGUAGAGGCACGCAAGUCGAAACUCUCGAAGGAUGACGAGCAGACAUUGCUUGGACUGCUGAAUGAGUCGCUUGUGUCGCGUCUAGGUGUUUCCCCACAGCAGCUGAGUGAACUAGCGACACAUAGUCCAGAGGUUUGUGCGUCGAUGCUGCUCAAGGUUCCGUCUGGCUUAGCAGGGGCUUUUAUUCAGUUUUUGCUGAAAGGUAGCAUCCCGGAGGAUAACAUGCAGACGAUUCUACUGCGAGCGUCGUCCGUCCUGCAGCAAGUCAACGUGCGAACCUUCAUUUCUACCAUGCUCCACAAGCUCAAGGAAAGAGGUGGGUUGUCUUCUGCUGCGGAGAGCUUGAAGAGUUUUGCACUGACUCUUCAUCAGUUGGUGAUGAAGGCCGCAAAGGAGAAUAGAGAGAUUUUUAUAGCCGACACGUUUCGCGCGGAUCUGGAGCAGCUGUUUCAGUCCAGCAACAACCCGGAGGUGAAGAACAGAUGGGAAGAAAUGAAGCGGUAG
Molecule: messenger RNA, 1152 nt
Organism: Leishmania mexicana MHOM/GT/2001/U1103
Lineage: Eukaryota; Euglenozoa; Kinetoplastea; Trypanosomatida; Trypanosomatidae
Exons: 1
Coding region: 1-1152 (383 amino acids)
Biological process (GO): mRNA catabolic process; negative regulation of translation
Cellular component (GO): CCR4-NOT complex
Source: RefSeq, a predicted model, not a curated record